GCUUCGUUGGCCAAAACCAGCUAGAAGAAGGCCUUAAAAGGGCCGACCACCGCUGCGGCAUGAUGCUUUCAAUACGAUGCUGUUGCCGGAGUUGCUGCUGCUGGUGCUUGGCCUGGCCGUGUCCAUGUCCAUGUCCAUGUCGGACGCGUACGAUCGGAGUGUCAACUAUUGGGAGGCAUUUGCCCCGGGCAAGCUGCUGCAGCGUUUGGAUGCACUCACCCUGACAGAUGUGGACCAGAGCAAACUGGGCAAAAUGCCCGAAAUGAUUCAGGUGCUGGCAGAAACGCAGGCCAAUGCACAGACGGAGCCCAAGGCGGAUGAGGAUGUCGAUGGGGCGGACGAUGAGGUGGACAGCCUGAGUGCCGAGACCAGCCAUGAAGCGCCACAUUCUGGCGAGGAUUACGAGCGCAACUACGAACAGUUUGUGAAGGAAUACUUCGAUCGGGCCGCCUCGGACGAUGGGGAUGCAGAUGCGGAUGCGAAUGAUGGCAGCAGCAGCAUGGAGCAGACCCACGCAGAGGCCAUCAACCACAAGGAUCAGCGCUGUCGUCGCGUGCGUCGGCAGGGCCAGCUGUGCGAGAUUUGCCGCCAGGCCAAAAACAAUCAAGUCUCGGAGACCUGCAGCUACUCGAACUCCGAUAAGCCGGAGAAGUAUGUCUAUGGCAGUGGCAGCCAGUACAAGCUCUAUCGCGAUGAUGCUGCGGACAAAGACGACGACGACGAUGACGACAGCGAGCAGGAAACCGUGGCCGUGGAGGCCAAGGAGGAAUCAGACGCCGCCGCCAGCAGUCUGUGUGUGCGACGGCUGCAGGGCAAAAGCGUCUGCUAUCAGUGCAAGGACAGCAAGGGCCAGCGACUGGAGCGCUGCUAUGAUAUGCUGGAAAAGCGUAAAAAGAAAACGGCGGCCUCCUCAUCCGCCGCAGCAACGAACACGAAGAGCAAGCCCAAGGUCGCCUCCUUCUCCUCCUCCGCGAAACGGAAGCCACAUGCCCGCCAGUCGCAGCAAUCGGAGCAGGAGCAACGCAUCUACAAGCGCACCAUUAGCUACAGCUAUGCCCAGGGCUCCAAUCCGAAUGAUGGGGAGCUGCAGCCGCCGCCGCCGCCGGCAGAGAUUACGACUACAGCAGCAGCACUGCCAGCGAAUCAGCAUCGUCGCCGUCGCCUGGUCAAGAUCUUGCGAAGACGGGGGCCCGUUCCGUGAUUGCAUAUAUCAUUCCCUUAGCCGCCCCGCUCUCCCCAGUUCUCCCAGUAGCUAAGAUAUAAUAUUACAAAUAUUUUUUUUUUGUUUGCAAUAAAA
Drosophila obscura is the source of this 1297-nucleotide messenger RNA. Its product is annotated as probable serine/threonine-protein kinase fhkB. The record is from RefSeq and is a predicted model, not a curated record. The transcript has a single exon. NCBI's taxonomy places the organism in Eukaryota, Metazoa, Arthropoda, Insecta, Diptera, Drosophilidae. Bases 77 to 1201 code for a protein of 374 amino acids.